Melampsora larici-populina 98AG31 is the source of this 2445-nucleotide messenger RNA. RefSeq lists its product as uncharacterized. Lineage: Eukaryota; Fungi; Basidiomycota; Pucciniomycetes; Pucciniales; Melampsoraceae. Bases 1 to 2445 code for a protein of 814 amino acids. The transcript has 7 exons. The record is from RefSeq and is a predicted model, not a curated record.
AUGCAUCCCGAACACUUCAGAAACAGAUUUCAUGUAGCCACCUCCGACCGCCUGCGCGGGAAUCGGGAUGUUCAACCCCCGUUAGAAUACUCCGAUAGUAGGGCUCGGAGCAGACAGGCGAGGCAAAAUAUCCCAGCUGUGGCGAGCUUCUUUUCAUCUGAAAGCGCUGAAAGAGAUUCCUUCAACUUGAUGCCAAACUUCCUCGCUUCUUCCAUGGUCAAGAAGAUCAAAACAAUGUUUUUAAUCUAUUGGGCUAUGAUCAUCGUGACGUUGGACCAGCGCAUAUGUCGCGCGGUGCACUUGUCUAAAUCUGAACUUGGUUCCACAUCUGAGCAUUUUUCCUCUGAGACCUCUCCAGAGUCGAUCCGAGCAGAAGGAGCAGCGUCGCGGUCUAUCCAUAAUGCUCAGAUAAUCAGCCCCGCUGAUUUCCCACCUCAUCCCUGCAAUGCAGAAAAAGAAAUAGUGUCUCACACAACAAAAUCAGGUCCUACGGAAGCAGACAAAACUACAUCGUCUUCUCAAGAUGUCGGCCAGCACAUAUAUCAACAGUCUCCAAUGUCCCCUCGUGACGACCCAACACCCAAAACACGCUUCGCAGCGAAGCAGAAAAGCACAUUACAAGAUGCAGACCAGAAUGUACUACAAGGCUCUCACCCGAUUUUCAGUCUUGGAGGAGAUUUUCAAGAAAUCCACGCUGAUCCCGCAUACACAACUCCCUCUAUGCAUCACCAAUUCAGCUCAUCCGGAGAAGUCAAUGGUAUGGGACAACCGUAUCUCGAGCCAUAUUCUUAUUCUGGAUAUCCACUACAGCAAAAUCAAUAUUAUACCAUGCAACAUGGAUUUCACGUGCCACCUCCCUUGGUGGAUUCACUUUCCGGGAUCACAUAUGUUCCUUACUAUCCUGCCGUGUCAAUUUCGUCCCCGCUUUACACGCACUUCUCGUCUUCUUUCCAACCUUCAAUGAUAUAUCCUCCGAUUCCAGCAUAUCCUGCGCCCAGGCCUCUCUACUGGCAAAAUCAGAACAAUCAGCCUUAUGGCUUCACCAAUUCGUCCCCAGAUCCGCAGGUAGAGCUUAAGAACCCUCGCCCAGAAAAUAGCAUGGAUAUCCCACUCCAAAGUGACGGUAGACAUACUGCUUUGAAUCCUAGCAAGACGCAUGGACCAUCUGCCCCGCACGGCAAUCCAUACCCCGCUCGAUCUCCUGAGUCAGCCCGAGAAAAGCAGUCUCAGACUACAAAACUGGACAAACACGUCAAGGAGACUGACAUAGAGAGUAACAUUGAAGUCCCGCAGUUGAAGAGGAAGUUGAUUGCAGAUCAACCUCCUGUGAGGAAAGUUCAGCUUAAACAAGAAGAGGAUAUGGACAACAGGGAUCCUCCAAGUACGACGGACAAACAAAGAGCCGACAUCAGUGGGACCUCCAUAUCUGACUUGAAGUGGCAAGAUAUUUCUGGCCAUAGUCACAAUAACGUCGAUGAACGGGAUUUAUCUCAAUUGAAGGAAAGAAGGUUAAGAAGACCUCAUUAUUCUGGAAGUGCGAAAUCAAAGCAGCAUGUAAUCGCGCAGGACGCAGGUUUUGGACAAGCUGAAAAAGUGCUGAUUGGGGAAAAUUGGGCAGCCUCUCCAACCCGUAAUAUAUUGAUGCACUGGUCAGCUGAACAAGGACAACCCGAAAAAUCAACUACGCCGAGGCCAAGUGGCGAAAUUUUAAAAUUCGAGGACCAACAGGACUCGCAUAUAAGGCAAGAAACUCUUAACAUGGAUCUCUGGAUCCGUCAACUGAAAGAUGUAGAGGCAUCUCCAACCUUCAAUACUAGAAAAGAUUUGUAUAACUAUGAAAAAAACCCAAAAGACUUCGCUUUGGAAAGUGUCACGCCUAUUGCAAGUGAGAAUCAACCUUCAAAUAUCUCCGAAGAGGUCUCAAGAAGAUCUCCUGCCCUAAACUGGAAAUCUUCUCGAGAGGCAGACGUAAAGACCUCGAAAACUGAACCAAAGGUCAGAAGGGAAGAUAUGCAAAACGACCAAAACCUCAAGAAGGGUAUUCUAAGACAUUCAAAGACAGCAAUGCCAAAGCAUACACCUCUUGUCUCUAUAAUAAGAGAGUCUAAUCCAAGCUUGAAAGGUACUCCUGAAGUCAAACGCCACAAUUUUGAAGGAAUCAAAAGAUUUGGAAAUACUCUAACCACAGAGACUCCAGCUCCACCUGAUUUGGCAUUUCCCCAAGAGAAACACCCCCAGAAAAAUGGAUUCCUAGGAGGACCUUGGCCCAAGAAGAUAUCACAUGAAGGGAUUACAAGCAGGAUCAUGAGAAAGUAUGAUCACCCCAACAUAGUUGAGAAGGAGAACAUGGAGUUCUUUGAUUCAAGCCUUGAAAAAAAUACUCAAGAAAAUGCUCAAAUAAAGAAAAAAGUAAAAUGCAUCCAACCUGAUGACAAUCAAAAGUAA